Messenger RNA from Labeo rohita (rohu), 3940 nucleotides. It is a transcript of the gene atad5b, whose product is annotated as ATPase family AAA domain containing 5b. The coding region runs from base 256 to 3627 and encodes 1123 amino acids. Gene Ontology annotation, molecular function: ATP binding; ATP hydrolysis activity; DNA binding. Lineage: Eukaryota; Metazoa; Chordata; Actinopteri; Cypriniformes; Cyprinidae. The transcript has 14 exons. The record is from RefSeq and is a predicted model, not a curated record. Gene Ontology annotation, cellular component: nucleus.
AACUAACUAGCGCCCUUCUGCUAGGCGCGAGAUUUAAAGUUAGAUCGUCAGAUUUCUACUACGAAUCUUUAUCAGUUACGUGAAUUAAAAAGUGUACUAAGGCACAGAACGCUUGCUGCAUUCUUCGUUAAUGUAGGACUAUAACUCUUAGUCAAAACCAGACAUGGCAACCAUGAACAAUCAAAAUAGCACUCCUAGCUGCGAUGUGUUGCAGUGUUUAGUUUAGGAAUGGAUUAUAUGUAACGCUAUGUCAAAAUGGAGACAUCGUCCUUUCUACCUCAGCAUACUAGAAUCAAGAACUCUUCCGGAAGUGUCUCCGACAGAAGAGCUUUUUAUACAGAGAAGCUACUAGAGACGGACAGCAAACUCAAAACCCAGGUGCACCCAAAACACAACAGGCUGAAACGAGCGAAAACACAAAAAACAUCGGAGAAUUUCACUGGCUGUGGAAACAAUCCCACCUACUCGACUGAGACCACGGAGUCCAUUUCAUUUUCUGAUGAUAACUGUAAAGGAAAACUAUUUAUAGAUGCUGCAGUACCUACUGACGAUAAAGACAGUUCAGCUCUUACUCCUAUAUCACCAGAUCUUCCCACAGCAAGCCUAAGAAAGGAAGGACACCAUUCUCAAACGGUACAAAAAGUUUGUCAAAUGCAAAAUGAGGUAUCUACAACGGGAUAUCUGAAACGCAGUAAACUGACAUUAAAGAGGAUGAGCAGCAAUAUGAGUGUACAGAUCGUCCCCUUUUCUGCAGAGAGAGAACGUGGUUCAAGGGACAAAAGCUUAAAACCAGAAAUGGAUCACUUUAGAGCUGAUAAAGAGUUUUUGUCCAGCUGUUUACAAAUAAACACCAGUGACCGGGAUCUUUUGAUGGAUGAGCCAGAGGUUAAAACUGGACAAAUCCCAGAGAGCACAAAACAUGGUACUGGCCAAGCCUUGACUCUCAUCACGUCUCAGGCUGCUCAGCACAUCUGUAAAGAAUCAACCGGUGUCAAACCUUUCAAAGAAAUGAAAUCUGGAUGGAGAAAUAACUUUGGCAGUGAAAUGAGCAGUGAGUUACUGGAAGAGAUUCAGAUACACAAUUUGCAGUUUCCUGUCCACACAUUCUUCGCUCUUCUCCUGAAGAAGAGAACUGCACCCGAGGAGGACAUUUGUGCUUUGGAAGCAGAUAAAACUGAUGAUUCUGAGCACAUUUCAGCUUCUGUCCAGAGAAAGAGAAAACAACAGUUGGAGGAACAGACGUGUGACAGGACAUACAAACGUCACAGGACAAACAAAGACUGUAUUUCUGCCGAUAAGUUGGAUUUGGAACAAUUUUCAGAUGGUUUGGCCCACUCUCAUGCAAAGUACAAAAACAGACUGAGCCGAACAAAACGCAGACGACAACAACAAACUACGUUCUGUGCUGUAGUCACUGAACCAGUGGAGAAAGAAUCUGUUUAUCAGGACCCAAGGCCUGGUCAUCUACGAAGAGAGGAUGUUCUCUGGACAGAUAAAUAUCAGCCUCAACAGUCUAGUGAAGUCGUUGGCAACUCUGCAUCAGUAGGAAAACUACACAGCUGGUUAAAAGAAUGGAAAAUAAGAGCAGACAUUGAGGAGAGGAAAAGACGACAAGAAGAAAGGAGGAUGAAGAAGGAUAAUAGUAAUGAGUUGUGGGACUGUGGUGAUUUUGAAGGUGAUACUGUAUCCAUAGAGCAUGAGCAGGAGCUGUGUAACACCAUGCUCAUGAUUGGUCCAUCAGGAGUGGGCAAAACAGCUGCUGUGUAUGCCUGUGCACAAGAGCUGGGAUUCAAGGUGUUCGAGGUGAAUAGCUCAGUCUUGCGCUGCGGUCGUCUCAUUCUUUCCCAGCUGACAGAAGCAACUCAGUCCCAUCAGGUGGACAUUCAGAGAAUUAAAACCUUCAGAUCUGCAAUCAUUAACCAAAGUGAAAUCAAACCUGAUCCACCUUGCAAGGAAGGCCAUAGAAAAGUUACUUCAUCUAAGAAAACUUCAAGUUCUCCUAGCAUUUCCCAUUUAAGCACUAAACCACAGCCAGUAAAACUCACUCGCUUCUUCAAGUUGAGUAGCAGCAAGUCUGUAGGUAAAACCUCUGAUGGUCCUGAACAAUAUAUACAUGCUGGUGAACUGAAACCAGGUAGAUCUGAGAGACCAGUGUCUGAUUUUGAGGACAAUAGACAAGGUGAUCAGCAGUCACCGUGUCCAUCUAAAGGUCAUACUUCAGCUGGACAGGGCCGGACAGUCCCCAUGUCACUAAUACUAUUUGAGGAGGUUGAUGUCAUUUUCCCUGAAGAUGUUGGAUUUCUUGCAGCUAUUAGGACUUUCAUGAGUAGAACCAAAAGACCCAUAAUUCUGACAACCAAUGACCCAUCAUUUAGUGGAAGACUUAAGGGGCAUUUUGAUGAAAUACAUUUCCAAACUCCUUCACUGCAAACCAUCAGGAGCUUUCUGCAGUGUUUGUGUGUGGUGGAGGACAUGAGGGCUGAUCCAGAAUAUCUGGCCUUUUUGCUGUGUCGGAAUAAGGGGGAUAUCAGACAGAGCAUUCUCCAGCUUCAGCUCUGGGUCCGUAGUGGUGGAGGGAUCACAGAACUACAAAUUCUAAAGAACAUACUCAAAUGUGAAUCCUGGACUGAGUUGGAAAACAGCAGGUAUCUGGAGAUCCUGGCAGAGAAAAUUGGAGCAGGUCUACUGUAUUCUAGCAUCGGAAGUCUCUUUUCUCCACAUUUCUCAUCUCAAUCCUCCUAUCAGCAACAGUCAAUAAAUCCCAAGAUGAAAGGAGAAAAGCCAGUCAAAGGCUUGAUGUUACAGACCUCCACAAGUGUACCCGAGGUUAGACCAGACAAGCUCUCUACAUGCAGAAGAAAAAAACAUUUCUCAUUAUGUGAGCCAAAAACUUUUUCUUACCCACAUUCAAUCCCACAUCUCAAACUUUUCUCACUGGAUGAAUCUUAUACGUCUUCAGUCCCUUCAAAGCAAACAAAAAAUGUCCAUGGACUAGAUAAAUCACUCAGGCUGGUUUUUCAACACUUGGUGUGCAUUACAAAGUUUUUUGAAAACAUGUCUUUUCUGGAUGCUUGUUUACAAAGACCAUCUCUUAGUGAAAUUGGACUUUGCAAACCGGAACCUCUCGGCUGGAUGGGUGCCACAGUGAAGGAUGGCUUAUUGGACUUGCCAAGAGAGGAGCAGAUCGGACAAAGUUUUGAGAAUUCAUCACAGAUAUUGGCCAUUGUGGAAGGUCUGAGUUUCCAUCAGUGUCGGACUGAACUCUCGGGGAUCUGGAUGGAGGCUGAAAGAAUGAGGGAGGAGUUGUCUUCAGAGAGAUGGAAACAAAUGAUUUGUGCCCUGUCUCUGCCAACUGACAAAAAACCCCUUAGAAUGUGUCAAUGCAAAUUCUGUGAACCUAGUGGUGUCCAGAAGCGCAAUAAGAUCAUAUCCAAUCUGAUCUCCAGCAAAAAGUUCUAUUGUCAUAGUAAUAAACAUGUUCUUUCCAUGGACUACCUACCCACUCUGCGCUCAAUCUGUAGAUCUGAGAGAAUUAAGGAACAGCGCUCCUUUAGACAUUCACACUACCUCUCAAGCCUUCACCUGCCUAGAAGCUUGCUGGAACUUACGGCCUUGGAUUUCCCUUGAUGCGAGAUUGACAUGCUGCUCUAGAAAAUCCUCCAUGACUUCUAAACUGUAUUGUGACAUGAGUGUGACUUGUGUUUGUAGGUGCUUGCAGAAAUUUGUUUGAUAGAUCAUUUGUUCUUGGCAAAUAAAAAUAUGUAUUUUUCUAAUUAGAAGUGGGAACUUUCACUAGUACCUUAAAUGAGCAUAAUGUCUGAAUUUAAUUGUAGUAGACAUAAAAUUCCCAUCCAAGUGUUAUAUUUAACCGACUACUCUCAGGGUAAUUUUUUGUGGAUGUUUUUUUGUUACCCACAUUCUUCAAGAUAUCAUCGUUUGU